This is a messenger RNA of Trichomonas vaginalis G3, 1773 nucleotides long. Its product is annotated as ubiquitin protein ligase protein. The coding region runs from base 1 to 1773 and encodes 590 amino acids. Gene Ontology annotation, molecular function: ubiquitin-protein transferase activity. NCBI's taxonomy places the organism in Eukaryota, Parabasalia, Trichomonadida, Trichomonadidae. Gene Ontology annotation, biological process: protein polyubiquitination; proteasome-mediated ubiquitin-dependent protein catabolic process; positive regulation of protein catabolic process. The record is from RefSeq and is a predicted model, not a curated record. The transcript has a single exon.
AUGAAUGGAUUAAGUUUGUAUUAUAAUUAUCCAAAGAUUUGUUCAGGCUUUGUUCCAAUGAUUUUAGAAUCAUUUGAUUUUAUUAUUCCAAAUAAUAUUGAACAAUGCAAGAUGAUUUUGAAUUUCUUUAAUUCAUCAAUCCAUGACAUUUAUUUCUCUGAUUUAAUUAUCGAAGGAUAUGCAGAUUACAUUGAUAAUUUAGUUACAAAAGUUUUCAUGUCUGAUCCAAUAACAAUUGUAAAUAAGAAACCACAUUCUAAUUUCAUUAUUAAAUGUGCAGAAUCAUUAUUACCAGAUUUACUUGAAUUAGGCAUGAAAGCAGAGAAUGCAGAGAAAAGAAUGCCUCCUUUAUUGAUAUAUGCUGAUUUAGCAAUUAAAUACAAUAGAUGUGUUGAAUCAGCUAGUUUUACAUAUUAUCCAAUCGAAAUCAAAUACAAGAAUGAAAAUACAAAGAUUAUUAGAGGUCGUUUCCAAUACAAUGAUAAAAUUGUUGGAUUUCGAUAUCAUUUCGGAACAGGCGAGAAUGUUUUGACAGAUUGGUUAAGUAAUAAAUCUAAAGAUUUCUCUAAGUGGUAUAAAAUGGUUUUGAUUGAUUCUUUGUUAAUGAACAAAAUUACAGGUUCUGCAUUUGACAAUGCUCCUCCUGUUGUUGUUUAUUUCGCAUGCUUAAGUUUCUCAGUAUUAGAUGAAAUCCCAGAUAAAUAUUUGAACUUCAAAGGUCGAGAAUUUAAUGCAAUCAAUCAAUACAUCAAUCCCAGUGUUUUGAUUGGAUUUUAUGGAGAUUUCUACCACUGGGCACAAGCAAAGAAAAUUGCACAUAUAUUUGUUGAUAUUGAGAAAACUCAUGCACAUGGUGUUGAUUAUGAUUCACCAGAAAAUAUCAAACUUAUUGAUGUUCUUGCAAAUUCAAGAUCAAAUUUCCCAUCAAAGCUAUUUGCAUGCGAAAAUUUGUAUAACAAACUUAUUUAUUUUGUUGAAUACAAGAACUUAUCAGGUCUUGACGCCGGAGGAUUAUUUAGAGAUAGUUUCUAUCACAUGGUUAAUGAAAUCAUGGAUGUUAAUGCCAGAUAUUUCAUCAAUCCUCCAAAUACAUUACAUUGUGAAAAUGAUAAAUUGGUUCCUUCGACUAAUUUACCUGACAACAUCGCAUUCACAGUUGGUUCAUUACUUGCUAGUGCAAUUGCGACACAGAAUUCACAUAAAGCAUGGAAUUUACCACGUUUUAUUUGGUAUAGUUUCUCAACUAAUUCAAGUAUCAGCACAUUAGUUGAUUGUGAUGAUUCUGAAUAUUUCAAACAGCUUUCGCGUGUUGUUUUGAACACCAGAAAAGGUUUUUGGAAAGUUUUGCCUAUGAGUGUCAUCAAAAACGUUUCCGGACGAAUUCUUGAAGGAAUGGCAUGUGGAAACAAGGCAGCAUUAGAUUACAUAACAUUUUUGAACUAUUUCAACAGAGCAUCUCAUGAUUAUGAUGUUUGGGAAACAUUUGAAACCGCAUGCGCGAUGAUGACAUCAGAAGAAUUGUCUAAGUUGUUAGCAUUCAUUACAGGAAACGAAACACCAAAGAUAACUCGAGCUUUCUUCUUGAGAUUAUGCGAAGUCUUUCCGGCCAGAUAUUACGAUGAACCAGAGAUAGAUGAAACUAAGUUCCGUCUUCCAGAAGCACACACAUGUUUCAAUCAAAUCGAUAUCAUGCCAUACAGAGAUGCUGAUUUAUUGAAGAAACAAUUAUUAAUCUGUAUUUCUUAUGCAUCCACAAUUGAAGAUAAUCAUUGA